ACAGACCCAUCCUUGUUCGUCCCACAGGCGGAGGAAAAGCAAAAGAAGCUGCAGGGCGAGAAGGAGGUGUAGACGCAUGUAGAGCAAGGUCAGGAGGCUAUGCCAAAGGGGCGGGGAGAGUAUUGGCUGCAGUGUCGGCUGUGCUCGACCAUUUACAGGGGCACGAGCACAAGAGCCGUUGAGCAUUUCCUAAAACUGCAGAAGCCUUGGCCUUUCAGGACGGGCGAGAUAUUGCACAAGCUGGUGGCCCAAGGYRCGAAGGUGCUGCMGAAGGACAAGAAGACGCAAUACCUUCUGCAAAAUUAUCGGCAGCUUCACAACAUUUCGGCGGGGGGUGCUACUGUCAAUGACGACGACGAGAGUGCGGUUGUUCCUCGCGGUUAUGAGGAGCCACAACCGCCGGUUGCUGCUGGGAGGGAGUCAGUGAAGGAGCCGGUGCAACGGGGAAAAGAACCUGCAGCGGCACAGGCGACGGGAGAAGAUGGUGCUUCCACUACAAGAAUGGCUUCAAUGCAACAAACGACCAUCAAGAGAUGGAUCCACAACGCGGCGCAGAAGAAGUUGGAUGUCGUGUGGGUGGAGACAAUGUUCAGAGCUGGAAUUGCAUUCCAAUUCCUGGAGUUCGACACCACGCAGCAGCUGCACAACGUGUAUCUCGAGGUGGCGAACGCCAGACCGCAGGUGAAGUUGCCGUCUUCGAAACACAUUCGGACUGUCAUGCUGGAGUUCAUUUUCAUGCGCAUUCAAAAGCAAGUGGAACCUUUGACAAAAUGUUGGGAUGUCACCGGCUGCACUUUCAUCACAGACAGGUCUAACGAUCGGAGGGAGCGGCCUGUCAUGAACUUCUUAACGGCGGGGGAGCAAGGAGCUGUUCUGGUGGCGACGGUGUAUAUGGACGGCAAGAAGAAGACGGGAGCGGCGUUGGCGAAACUGUGGGAGAAAAUGAUGAGGGAGAUUGCGCUGCAUCGCAUCAACGCGAUAUGCACUGACAAUGCGGAGGUGAACAAGAGAGCAACUCAAAUUUUGGAACGGCGCACGGACCCUGCGGUUGCAAGGAUACCUUGGGUUCCCUGCGCUGCACAUUGUUGCAGCUUGCUGCUAAGGGACAUCAGCAAGUUGGAUUGGGUGAAGGGCACGGUGAAGCGGGGCCACACCAUUGUCAAAUUCAUCAGGAAUCACCACACGACUAACAGUUUCAUGAUGAGCUUGGACUCAUCAUUGACGCUGUUGCGACCGACCGAGGUCCGUUUCGGGUCGAUGUACCGGAUGCUGGAGCGGAUACACAACCGGAGGGCAGUUUUUAAGGACAUGGUGGACGUGACGAAUGUGGGGAAAUGGAAGGCGAUGCGGCGGUCGAGCGCGAAGCCGCAAGAGAAAGCGGAUCUCGUGUACUUCACACUGCGGAGGGAUGCUUGGUGGAUGGAGCUACGGAAGGUGGUGGAGAUGAUGGAGCCAUUGUAUCUCCUUCUGCGGAGGAUGGUCAAGGACGGGACAGCACCGUCAAACCUUGUGGAGUACGACCGACUCAUGGAGAGGAUGCUGGCGGAGGUUGUCCUGACACCGGAGCAGCGAAGUUCAAUCCUGGAGAAGGCCAUCGCUAUCAAAGUGAUGGGCAUGUGGAGCACAGCAACUCCGGCGGAGCGUAAUUGGUCGUCGAUGGACUUGGUGCACUCCAAGCGACGGAAUCGGUUGAAGCCCGCGACCGUGGAGAAGCUUGUGUACAUUCAUUGGAAUAUGAAUCUGUUGCGGGCGAGCAAAAACUUGAAGGACCAUCACUGGGUCGAUUUGUGGGCCGAGUUCUUCGAGUCUCUUCCGGAUGCGGAGGAGGGCGACGAUCCUCUUUUGGCGGUGCCCGAGGAGGAGAAGGGGGAACCGGAGGAGGAACAGGCCCGGGAACGGGCCUUAACCAAGUUGCCAAGGGGCCGGAUUCCGAAGAACCUCGAAGAUGAUGAAGAGGAGGACACGGACGACAGCGACCUGGAGGACGAGAUAUGGAAGGGAAAGGCUCCAUGGUCGGAAUCGUCUAGCGAAGGGGAGGCAAACGACGGGUCCGACAAUGACUUUGAGCUGGGAGCGCAUCCCAUAAUCCCGGGCACCACAUAUGUUGGGAGGAGGCGAUCAACGCGGUGCCACGGAGAACGCCCGCCCACAACACCAUGUCAAGGGACAGCUAAUACAAGUGCGCAGUACGACAUCGAGUCUGAUGUUGAGAUACCGCAGACAGACACCGACAUUGAGAUGGUGCUUUGCCCUGGUCCGAUCGACGCGGAUGAGGCGGAGGCCGAUCGUGCGAAGGCAAUGGCUGAUGCGGAUCGCGAACGGGUGCAAAGGAGAAUGAGAGAGGAGGAGGAGCGGCGAGCAGUGGUACCGACCCGUAGAGAACUGCAAAAACAAAAGAAGAAGGUUGAAGAGCAUGAACCAGAGCCUGCGCGGGAGAUGGGGCAGCACGAGGAGGAGGAAGAGGAGGAGAUGGGGCAGCGAGACAAGGUGGAAGAGGAGGAGAUGGGCCAGCAAGACAAGGAGGAAGAACACGAGAUAGCCCACCUAGCGCAGGAAGAAGAAGAGAUGGAGGAGGAAGAAGAAGAGGCUUGCAUGGACCAGCGAGAGGAGGAGAUGGAACAAGACGAAGGGAAGGGCACGGACCAGCAAGAAGAGGGGUCGGAGGACCAACAUGCGAAACGGGUGGGAGAGAGCGAGGAGCAGCAGCAUGACGAGAUGGCGCACAACGAGGAGGAGCCACAACAGCAUGCACCAACGACCGUGUACAAGCUUCGGAAGAAAACAGCGGAGCCUGCCGGGUCGCCGGAGAAUUCCCCCGAAUUCCCAGACAACUUAGAGGGGAGCCAACAUGACAACCUGUGGGUCAGCAGGGUUGGGAGGAAGAGGAAGGCCCCCCCUGUCGACGAUGUGUCGAGGCCGAAACUUCCACGUGGCAGGCCUUGGAAGAACAAGACUGCCAGUCCGGCUACGAAGCCGAACAAAAAAAAAACGGAAGUGCAAGCCUCGCACAAAGAUUGUCGAGGACGACCCCGAUUCCGACAGCUGCAGCGAGCAGUUCGUCGAAGACGAGGGUUGCACUGAUGACUGACAUUGGUGUGUGUGUGUGUGUGUGUGUGUGUGU
Chara braunii is the source of this 3121-nucleotide messenger RNA. The record is from the annotation of a GenBank genome assembly. NCBI's taxonomy places the organism in Eukaryota, Viridiplantae, Streptophyta, Charophyceae, Charales, Characeae.